GACCGUAGUGAAUCGUAUGGAAGGAGCGGUCAAGUUGACUAGGGAGACAGCUCUCUUACUUGCCUGGUUGAUUGUCCUGGCGAAGACUGUUCCAAUGCAAGCUCUUUAUGUAUUCAUUGUCCGAAGCGCAAUUAUAGACAUUUGUUAUCCAAAUCCGGAUGAUCUUCAGAACGUCAAGGCACCACGACAGGAAAUUCUGACCAUGACACUCAAAACGGAUCCAUGGUACUGAUACACAACGAACGAGGAAGACUAGGCAUCGCAUGCAGCUUGCAGAUGUCUUUCUCUAUCAUUUUCAGUCGUUUGUAGAUCCAACAAAGAAGGAAGUAAUUAUAGAGGAGC
Alternaria alternata is the source of this 342-nucleotide messenger RNA. RefSeq lists its product as hypothetical. Lineage: Eukaryota; Fungi; Ascomycota; Dothideomycetes; Pleosporales; Pleosporaceae. The transcript has a single exon. Bases 17 to 232 code for a protein of 71 amino acids. The record is from RefSeq and is a predicted model, not a curated record.